Aspergillus mulundensis is the source of this 1206-nucleotide messenger RNA. RefSeq names its product FAD-dependent oxidoreductase. Gene Ontology annotation, biological process: ubiquinone biosynthetic process. Gene Ontology annotation, cellular component: mitochondrion. Bases 1 to 1206 code for a protein of 401 amino acids. The transcript is spliced from 4 exons. The record is from RefSeq and is a predicted model, not a curated record. Gene Ontology annotation, molecular function: oxidoreductase activity; FAD binding. NCBI's taxonomy places the organism in Eukaryota, Fungi, Ascomycota, Eurotiomycetes, Eurotiales, Aspergillaceae.
AUGGCGCUCAAGAAGAUUAUCAUCGUCGGUGCUGGUCCCUCGGGACUUCUCCUUGGCCUUUUGCUCUCCAAACAAGGCGUGCAAGUCGAGCUUUUGGACGCUGAGACCAAAGUUAGCGACCAACCGCGCGCAGCACAUUAUGCCUCUCCAGCUGCCUACGAGCUCGACCGCGCAGGUGUCCUAGAGGACGUAAAAACCCGCGGUUUCACCUUCAAGACUAUGGCCUGGCGCAAACCGGAUGCCACGUUUGUUGCGGGCAACACGACCGAACAUCUCCCUGCAGACUAUCCGCAUCGCAUGGUGGUUCUUCCGCUCGACCUGCUCGGUGAGCUAUUGGUGGAGCAUCUUCAGCGCCAACCCACGGCGCAACUCAAAUGGUCUCAUCGUGUCGUGAAAGUCGGACAAGAAGCGGAUCACGCCUGGGUAGAUGUUGAGACUCCAAACGGCCAGCAACAUUUAACCGCAGACUAUAUUGUCGGAUGCGACGGGGCGAGCAGUACGGUUCGCAGAGAGCUUUUUGGAUCUGAAUACCCUGGCGAAACACUGAAUGCGCAAAUCAUCGCUACAAAUGUCUACUACGACUUUACCAAAGUCUUCCCGUCAGAUUCCAACUUCAUCAUCCACCCAGAUAAUUUAUACAUGGUCGCACGCGUCACAAACGACGGCCUCUAUCGCGUCACAUACAAGGACAUCCCCAACCUUACGCGUGAAGAAUACAUCGCACGCCAACCGAAGCGCUAUGAAGAGAUCCUGCCCACCCACCCAAAACCACACGAGUACAAGAUCACCAAUAUUUCGCCAUACAAAUUGCAGCAGCGCUGCGCACAGUCAUUCCGCGUCGGGCGCGUAAUUCUUGCAGCCGAUGCGGCGCAUCUGUGUAACCCUUUUGGCGGCCUCGGUCUCACCGGUGGAAUUGCAGACGUUGGUAGCCUCUACGACGCGCUACUCGGCAUCCACAAGGGUGUCGCAGACGAAGACAUUCUAGACAAGUACGCGGAGAUCCGCAAAAAGAUCUGGACGGAUAUCAUCGACCCGAUGUCGAGGGAGAACUUUGCGCGACUACAUCAGGAUGCCGAGACAGCAAGGGAGAAAGAUCCGUUCUUCCAGCUUUGUGUGAAGGCUGAGACGGACGAGGCUCUUAGUAGGGAGAUUGCGAUGGGGUAUGAGAAGUUGAGGGUUGAUAUGACGCAGUUUUAUAAAUCGUAG